AUGCUCUCGCGCUGCCAUCUUGGCAGUGACGCGCUUCGCAUGUCGAACGUCAGUUGUGAACACCGUAAAUAUAAAAAUUGCUCCAGCAAAUUAUAUAAACCGUUAAAGCGUGGCGAAGACCGCGAAAAGCUAAAGGAAAGACUUGCAAGCGUCAUGGCUUACGGGGAACAGGGUCUGCAGCCGUCAACAAUGCCUCGCUUGGUAAAACAGCCGCCUAAGCUGCCCACAAACAAAGAGAUGUGGCAUGAUCUGGUUACACAAAUUCGCGAACGUGCCGACUGGUUGGCUGAGAUGGAAAUGCUUGGAGAAGCAGAUGCACACCGGGAUAUGAUACAAGACCAGAUAGCUGAGCGCAUGCGGGCACUCGACGCUUUGGGGAUCGACAGCGAAUGCUCUUCAGCAAAGUCCAAAGCCUCGGGGUUCAGUGUGCUGGACACCGGGAGAAGAAGCGUCAGAAGCAGAGGCAGCGAUCGUAAGACAGUGUGUUCCAUGCGAUCAACCUCAUCUCAAGGAAAGAAAACUCUAAAAGAUAUGCAACAGAAAAAGGGACAAGAAGAAAAUGUAGAGGCAUAUCUUAGUAUUUCACCGCUACAAUAUACGCCCCGCCGUCGCGUUUAA
Molecule: messenger RNA, 618 nt
Organism: Parnassius apollo (apollo)
Lineage: Eukaryota; Metazoa; Arthropoda; Insecta; Lepidoptera; Papilionidae
Source: the annotation of a GenBank genome assembly